Messenger RNA from Platichthys flesus (European flounder), 2212 nucleotides. It is a transcript of the gene capzb, whose product is annotated as capping actin protein of muscle Z-line subunit beta. The coding region runs from base 264 to 1088 and encodes 274 amino acids. Gene Ontology annotation, cellular component: cytoplasm; F-actin capping protein complex. Lineage: Eukaryota; Metazoa; Chordata; Actinopteri; Pleuronectiformes; Pleuronectidae. The record is from RefSeq and is a predicted model, not a curated record. Gene Ontology annotation, biological process: actin cytoskeleton organization; cell morphogenesis; regulation of lamellipodium assembly. The transcript is spliced from 10 exons. Gene Ontology annotation, molecular function: actin filament binding.
GAACCGGGGCCCGUUUCUCUGCCUGCAGCCUCCUUCCUGUAGCCCGGUCGAGGAAGUGAAUUUCGCUGACAGGGCUGGGUUCAGUGAGGGUGAGGCGAAAACAAAAAAAAAACAUCUUCCGCUGGGGGGGUCAAAAACACAAGGCGACGAACAGCAAAACACCCGUGAGGAGCGAGGAGCGACUCGAUAAACCUGCAGCGAAGCUAAGGCGUCCAGACGUCGGUGAAUCCGUGCUCCCCUGCCCCGCUGAGACCGUCGCAGACAUGAGUGACCAGCAGCUAGACUGUGCUCUGGACCUGAUGAGGCGUCUACCGCCUCAGCAGAUCGAGAAGAACCUCAGUGACCUCAUUGACCUGGUGCCCAGUCUGUGUGAGGACCUCCUGUCCUCUGUGGACCAGCCCCUGAAGAUCGCCCGGGACAAGGUGGUGGGGAAAGACUAUCUGCUCUGUGAUUACAACCGAGACGGCGACUCCUACAGAUCCCCAUGGAGUAAUAAGUAUGAACCUCCCAUUGAAGAUGGUGCGAUGCCUUCAGCUCGCCUGAGGAAACUCGAGGUCGAAGCCAAUAACGCCUUUGACCAGUACAGAGACCUGUACUUUGAGGGUGGAGUGUCCUCUGUUUACCUCUGGGACUUGGAUCAUGGCUUCGCUGGAGUUAUUCUCAUCAAGAAGGCUGGGGACGGAUCCAAGAAAAUCAAAGGGUGCUGGGACUCCAUCCAUGUGGUGGAGGUGCAGGAGAAGUCCAGCGGCCGCACUGCUCACUACAAACUCACCUCCACUGUCAUGCUGUGGCUCCAGACAACCAAGACAGGCUCUGGCACCAUGAACCUGGGCGGCAGCCUCACAAGACAGAUGGAAAAAGACGAAACGGUUGGAGAAUCCUCACCCCACAUCGCCAACAUCGGCCGCCUCGUUGAAGAUAUGGAGAACAAGAUCCGCUCCACACUGAAUGAAAUCUACUUUGGGAAGACCAAGGACAUCGUCAACGGCUUAAGAUCUAUUGAGUCUUUGCCUGAUAACCAAAAGUACCGGCAGCUCCAGAAGGAGCUGUCGCAGGUCCUCACCCAGCGUCAGAUCUUCAUUGACUAGGGUCAGAGGAGUGUUCAGACUCUGGCUGACAAGUCAAAGCAGGAGGCUCUGAAGGUCGACUUGAUGGUGGCACUCAAACGCAAACAACACAGCUAGAGAUGCUACUGUCUAUUUUUGGGUUUAUCUUUCUUUCUGAUUUCUCUCACUCUCUCCGCCUCAUCUCUGCCAUCUUUUCUUUGUUUCUUUACGUCUCUCCCUCCAUGCCUGUUUCAGUGCUGCACUCUGGUUUAUUUGUGGGAAAAACAAAAAAAGGAGAAAAUGCUUAGCUUUUUAUUUGUUUUUGUUAUGUGAUAUUUUUUUUUUCUGUCUGGUUCUGUUUUCAUGCAUCUCAUCUGCCAUGAAGCCAUUCACUCCCACUGUCCCCCUCUAUUCUCUGUCUUUUCUCCCCCAUGUUAUGAAUAUAAUGAUAGUAUUACCACGGUUAAUGAUAAUCUUACAGUGUGAGGGUCAUUGUUAUAAUAAUCCCUGAAGUUUCACAGUUGAUGUGUCCCUAGUCACUUGCGAAAUAAUCAACUUUGGCCCUGCUCUUCCUCCGUGGUGAGGAAAUGGACAUAGACGGUAGUUAAGAGGCUGCCAUUAUUAUGUACAUCAAAUUUAUCUCUUGCACCUAUUUUGUCUAUGACAUCCCCCUGAUAUAUUUGUAUGAAAUUAUAACUGUCCAUGUUUAACUGUCAUGUUCUGGCCGUUGUAAACGGUGCCAACACGAGGGUGACCUUCAGUUUUGAAGGUGGUUGUCUUUUUUAAUUUACCUUCCACUCUGUCCGCAUGCACGAGAGCCUGUGUGGGAGCAUGGGGCCGCAAUCAGUGAAAAUGUAGACGUACUAAACAUGGGGAUAGACUGUUCUAAUCACCGGGUACACCCUCGUCGUCAACCCAAUCCCCGACACUGUGUAUAACAUGACCAUUUGCCUGUCCUCUGUUUGGCUUACUCAACUCUUCUCUCUCCUCACCUACUAUGUCUUUGUUGGGGGUCACAGUUUGUCUUUGUGUCUCUGUGGAAACCUUUCACUGUUUCCAUUUUGGAGGGGACUCUUUUGUUGUAUUUUUGUUCUGUUUUUAUUUUGUAAAGCUUAUGAUUCAUAUUGUAUUAGAGCCUCCAGCAACAAUAAAAAUGGUAAAAAGCU